Symbiodinium natans is the source of this 1194-nucleotide messenger RNA. NCBI's taxonomy places the organism in Eukaryota, Dinophyceae, Suessiales, Symbiodiniaceae. The record is from the annotation of a GenBank genome assembly.
AUGAUAUGUGGUACUUUGACACGGCAACGAACGCGUGGACAGCUCGACAGCUCACGUGACCGAGCCUAUGUCUACGGAGGAUGGGUUGACUCCGGAACGGGCACUGACCUUUGGUACUUCGAUUUGACUGGCAACACGUGGACCCAGGCGCACGACGGCACUGGUACAGCACCACCAUCGACGACUGGCUAUGUCGCAGGGAUCGGGCCUUCCAACAACAUCAUCUACCUCUGGGGGGGCAGUAUGUCACCAGAUGAGCUUUGGUCUUAUGACAUCGCCACAAAUGCUUGGAGCCAAGUGGAUGAUGGAACCGGAACCGCACCACCGGAGAGGAGUACGGGCAAAGGGCCUGCGGCCGGGGGUGUUACCCACAGCCCGCUGAGGCUCUAUUUCUAUGGGAACAAUGCUCAUAACGACAUGUGGUACUACGAGAAUCUUCCUUCUUCCAGUCCCAGCCCUUCUCCAUCUUCGAGCCCGACUCCCGUUGCCAGUCCAUCCCCUGCAAGUGUGGCUGGGGACCCCGUGUCUUACUUCAGAAGCAAGCGCUAUGAGUUUGGUCUUCCGGAGGGCAUGAGCUUGCUGCUCAAAACACCUGACAUGGAGCUUUGGGGACAGCCUUUCUAUGGGAUGAUGGGGGAGCAGUGGAUUGAGAGGCUUUCCAUCCGCUCUUUGGUGGAGAUCAGACCCGACAUCGUUUUCUACGAUCCCAGCCGUCGUUUGGGUUCCUUUGCCACCCUCGAUGUGACCAUUCCAGAAAUCUACCCCAAGCCUCUCCCGCGGAUCCCGAGUCCUUGCAGCCACCACAGCAGCGGACUUUUGCUAGGCUGUGCCCAGAUGCGCUACGUCUUUGGUCGGCCCAAAGGCCGCAUUCCCCCCCGCGAGGUGGUCGCCGUUACGGGGCGUUACCUCGGUCUCUACAUCUUUUCCAGCUCCGCUUGGGAGUUCUACCAGAACGCCCCACUUGCCGCGCAGCACGCCCACCUGGACAUUGAGUUCUCGGAAAUGCGGAAUGUGAGUAGUUUCACCGGGCUUUUGGCCGAGGUCUGGGGCCUUCAGCCUAUGUCCAGCCAGACCAGUAAGCUGAUGAAAUGCACAGGCCUUGCCAGUGGGGGAAUCGAGCCCAUUAAAGCAGAGGGUGCAGGAAAGAUGAUAGUGAUGUCCGAGGAGACCGUUCCCACAGACCCUCAAGCCUGA